CUGCACUGAAGGUCAUCUGAUGGGUCCAAGUAACAAUUGGCAUUGUGAACAGAUUGGAGGCUUUCCAAGUCCUCCCCUUUGUCUCCUGAGAGCUUCUUGCAAUGGCCCCUAAGAAGAAGGAAGAGCCCCCACCUCCUCCACCCAAACCUCCAGAGCCUGAGCGCCCUAAGACCCCACCGUUUGACCCUGCAACAGUCACGCUGGAAUUCACACCCGAGCAAAUUGAGGACUUCAAAGAUGCUUUCCAGCUGUUCGACAGGACACCAACCAAUGAGAUGAAAAUCACUUACGCCCAAUGUGGUGACCUGAUUAGAGCUUUGGGACAGAAUCCUACCAACGCAGAGAUCAUGUUUGUGCUUGGAAAGCCCAAGGCUGAAGAAAUGCAGUCUAAGAUGCUCGACUUUGAUCAGUUUCUGCCCAUACACCAACACAUCUGCAAGGCUAAGGAUCGUGGAACAUUUGAGGACUUUGUGGAAGGUCUGAGGGUGUUUGACAAAGAGGGCAACGGCACAGUUAUGGGUGCUGAGCUCAGACACGUCCUGGCAACACUGGGUGAGAAGAUGCGGGAGGAUGAGGUGGAGCAGCUGAUGCAAAACCAAGAGGACGCUAAUGGAUGCAUAAAUUACGAAGCUUUUGUAAAAUACAUUAUGGCAUCUUAAAAAGGAAAAAGAAGACCCUGAAUUUUUGAUGGCAGAGGAUCUUUAUGUUUCUGUAAAUCCCAUCUUGUAUAUUUCUCAUUUCUAUGUGUCUCAGAUGGGUCAAUAACUCAGCAAUAUUUCAUCUUGUUUUUCUGAGACCCCUCGUGUUGCUGCUGUGUACACAUUGCACAUUGCCCGUGUUCAUAUUGUA
This is a messenger RNA of Thunnus maccoyii (southern bluefin tuna), 849 nucleotides long. It is a transcript of the gene myl13, whose product is annotated as myosin, light chain 13. Bases 102 to 659 code for a protein of 185 amino acids. The record is from RefSeq and is a predicted model, not a curated record. NCBI's taxonomy places the organism in Eukaryota, Metazoa, Chordata, Actinopteri, Scombriformes, Scombridae. Gene Ontology annotation, cellular component: myosin II complex. The transcript is spliced from 7 exons. Gene Ontology annotation, molecular function: calcium ion binding.